Molecule: messenger RNA, 486 nt
Organism: Cornus florida
Lineage: Eukaryota; Viridiplantae; Streptophyta; Magnoliopsida; Cornales; Cornaceae
Product: calcium-binding allergen Ole e 8-like
Exons: 2
Coding region: 1-486 (161 amino acids)
Molecular function (GO): calcium ion binding
Source: RefSeq, a predicted model, not a curated record
AUGUGGAGUAUUAGGCGUGUAAGUGUUCCACUGUCUGAAGAGCAGAUUAAGGGUCUUCUCAAAAGACAUGACACCAACAGAGACGGCAAGCUUAGUAGGGAAGAACUGAAGGCUGCUUUCAAAACCCUAGGUUUGCAUUUCAGCGGCUGGAGAGCUCAGCGUGCCCUUCGCCACGCGGAUGCCAAUGAAGAUGGAUUUAUCAAUGAAGAAGAGUUGAAUGAGCUUAUUCUACGUGAUCAGCUCUAUCCCUUCCAGCCACAGGAGAAGACUGAGUCUGGGGCUUAUUCAUUCAAGAAUAAGGACUGGGAUAAGAGCUACAACGCUCUUAUCAAGAGUCUCCGGGAUGACGCUGCCGAGGCAGCUGAGGAUCUUGAGGUAGAGGAGAUGGCAGCAGCAGCAGACCCGGCAGCGGACGACGUUGCAGUCGAUCCGGCUGCCGUACACAAGGAUAUUGAUUUGGAGCAGCCUACAGAGGACCCAGAGUAG